CAGGAUUUUAACGAGCCCUCGACGGUGUGGCACAUUGUCAGAACGUACUGCAACUGCACACUAGAGAACCAUUUUUGGAGAAAACUUAUUUGCAGUUUCUGAAAGAACGGUCGGGCAUUUUAUUCAGAGUUUUCGUAAAAUAAGGUCUGUUGUGUGAGCAGCCCUUAAACAUUAUUUCUGCCAUGGAUGGUGUGAUGAUGGAAGAGGAAGAUGAUUGUCCAGAUUUGGUGCCUAUCGAGACCCAGUCCGGUCGUCCUGCAGAGCAGAUACCGGUCACCAUCAUCACAGGCUACCUGGGUGCUGGAAAGACUACGCUUCUCAACUACAUCUUAACAGAACAACACAACAAACGGAUUGCUGUCAUACUCAAUGAGUUUGGAGAGGGCAGCGCCCUUGAGAAGUCCCUCGCUGUGAGCCAGGCAGGAGAGCUGUAUGAGGAGUGGCUGGAACUGAGAAAUGGCUGCCUCUGCUGCUCUGUCAAGGACAAUGGUCUUAAAGCCAUUGAAAACCUGAUGGAGAAGAAAGGAAAGUUUGAUUAUAUCUUAUUGGAAACCACAGGACUUGCUGAUCCAGGAGCUGUGGCCUCCAUGUUCUGGGUUGACGCAGAGCUCGGCAGUGACAUCUAUUUGGACGGCAUCGUCACUGUCAUUGAUGCAAAGUAUGGACUACAGCAACUAACAGAAGAAAAAGCAGAUGGGCUGGUCAAUGAAGCAGCCAGACAGAUUGCUGUUGCAGACCUAACCAUUAUUAACAAGACAGACCUGGUAAAAGAGGAGGAGCUGAACCAAGUCAGAGACACUGUCAGGUCUAUAAAUGGUCUUGUCAAGAUUCUAGAAACUCAGAGAUCAAGAGUGGAUCUCUCUGAAGUGCUGGAUCUGCAUUCCUUUGACAGUAAGGAUGGAGCAAAUCUUGCAGAGAAGCUCCAACUUGUGAAAUCUGCAAGACCACAUCUUGACAAGAGUGUUUUAACUGUGACAUUUGAAGUGACUGGAGAUCUCUCUGAGGAGGCUUUAAAUGCCUUCAUCCAGGAUCUCCUAUGGGAAAAGAUGUUCUGUAACAAAGAAGGGCAACCCAUGACUGUCAUCCGGUUAAAGGGCAUAGUAUCAUUUGCAGGUAAAGCCCACCAAGUGAUGCUGCAGGGGGUCCACGAGCUGUACGAGCUGAAUGAGACUCCACAGCUUUGGGAGGAGAACCCUCGGAUCAACCGGCUGGUCUUUAUAGGUAGAAACCUGGACAAAGACAUCCUCUGUGAACAAUUCACUUCUAAAGUUGUGCUGGACACAGAAAAAAAUAGCUGAAGCUACCAAUACCUCCGGCUUCACAUCAAAACCUGUUGAUUCUGAAGCAAAAGUUGUGGCAUUGGCUAUUCAUAAAUCUGAGACUGCCUUUCAGACAUUCAUUCCUUUUCUACUUGAGGAUGACGUGUGUCAGAGGAUGGCUGAGGUAACUGUACUCAUCAACUUAGUGGUUUUAACUUGUGAUAAUCUAUCACAACCGACGCUAAACGCUACAGUAAUUACGAAUGUUUGAUGUGCUUCUGAUUCUGGAAAAUGACCAAACAUGACCUCUGUAAGUAACCUCUAAAAAACUGAAACAGUUUGCACACAAAAAGAUGCCACAAAGAUCCAGAACUUUAAUCAGUGCAAUGCAUUUUUAGAAACACGGCUUUAUGAAAACUGCAAUAUUUGAAGGUUUGGAAACUCAAUGAUGCACAUACUGCAUCAAGUGUUGAGUCUACUUUAAGUAUUUCUGCUUAUGUUUCUAACUUUUAACACCCUUUAUUUUUGAAUUAUUUAAAAUAAAGUUUCUUUCCUGAA
Molecule: messenger RNA, 1817 nt
Organism: Amphiprion ocellaris (clown anemonefish)
Lineage: Eukaryota; Metazoa; Chordata; Actinopteri; Pomacentridae
Gene: zng1a
Product: COBW domain containing
Exons: 16
Coding region: 183-1298 (371 amino acids)
Cellular component (GO): cytoplasm
Source: RefSeq, a predicted model, not a curated record